Ficedula albicollis (Collared flycatcher) is the source of this 324-nucleotide messenger RNA. RefSeq names its product insulin (gene INS). The coding region runs from base 1 to 324 and encodes 107 amino acids. Gene Ontology annotation, cellular component: extracellular region. Gene Ontology annotation, molecular function: hormone activity. The transcript has 2 exons. Lineage: Eukaryota; Metazoa; Chordata; Aves; Passeriformes; Muscicapidae. The record is from RefSeq and is a predicted model, not a curated record.
AUGGCUCUGUGGCUCCGCUCGCUGCCUCUCCUGGCGCUGCUGGCCCUCUCCAGCCCCGGGAGCAGCCAGGCUGCUGUCAGCCAGCACCUCUGUGGCUCCCACCUGGUGGAAGCUCUGUACCUGGUGUGUGGCGAGCGCGGCUUCUUCUACCAGCCCAAAGCCCGGCGGGAUGUGGAGCAGCCUCUAGUGAGUGGUCCCUUGCAUGGCGAGCUGGGAGAGCUGCCCUUCCAGCAGGAGGAGUUUGAGAAAGUGAAGCGAGGCAUCGUUGAGCAAUGCUGCCACAACACCUGCUCCCUCUACCAGCUGGAAAACUACUGCAACUAG